Nakaseomyces glabratus is the source of this 1167-nucleotide messenger RNA. It is a transcript of the gene RGM1, whose product is annotated as Rgm1p. The record is from RefSeq and is a predicted model, not a curated record. Gene Ontology annotation, molecular function: RNA polymerase II cis-regulatory region sequence-specific DNA binding; DNA-binding transcription factor activity, RNA polymerase II-specific. Gene Ontology annotation, biological process: regulation of transcription by RNA polymerase II. Lineage: Eukaryota; Fungi; Ascomycota; Saccharomycetes; Saccharomycetales; Saccharomycetaceae.
AUGGCAUUCACAAGGGCUGAACACCAUGCUAGACAUAUACGUAAGCACACAGGAGAAAAACCAUUUCAAUGUGACAUUUGUAUGAAGUUUUUUAGUCGUAUCGACAAUCUGAAACAACACAAAGAUUCUGUUCAUUCAGCAAACAAGGCAAAGGGAUUCAAUUCUGUCUAUUAUGGCCAGAAAAAGGUUAAACAAAAUAAAAAAUCAGAGUCAUCUUCUCCAGAUAGCAUUAUUAGCAAGUUAGGCCAAUAUAGUUCCCCAGACUCAGAUUCUUCAUCAAAAUCACAAUCUUUCAAGAAUAGUAAUUCGGCCAAUUCAAACAAUCUUGAUCGGAAAACUCAAGAAAGUAGAUUUGAAAAAUCCACACGCAAAUCCUAUGCUUCGUCUAUUUUCUCGAAUUCCGAUAACAACGAUAGCUACAAUACCUCUUUUUCAACUUCAUCAAUAUCACAAUCGUCAGUUGUACCUCGACUAUCCAGUAACAAUGAGGGAAAUAUACCCAAUGAGAGAAAUGUUAGCUUUAAGAGUGUGCCUCAAUAUCAACAAAGUCAUCCGAUCUUUCAGUUGAAUGUUUCUAAUCCUCCAAAUCAAUUUGCGCCAUUAUUGCACUCACAAGCCAACAGUCAACAAUUUCCAAUGCAACCGCUCCCGACACAUAACCAAGAGAGGCGUUUUAAUGAUAAUCGUGGAUUUGCGUAUUUUAAUAAUGAUAAUAGCAAAAUAGCUGUAUUUCCACACGCAUUUGGAUAUGAAAGAACAAAAACUUAUCCUGAACCGGCUAUUUCCCACAAUGAAAUUUUGAUUACUCCUAAUUUUGCCCAAUAUGGUCAAUCGUUCAGUAACAAUACGAACAACAAUACAUUCCGAACAACGUCACCCUCUUCAUAUAGGUGUCCUAACCCAUCAAGUAAAAAGAGGCAACAUAGUUAUGAGAAAUUGCAUGAAUUGAAUAAUAAUUAUAACCAUCCUAGACCAAACAUUAGAAAUGACAAAAAUAACUUGGAUAUUAAAAAUAAGCCAGACAAUAACUCGACGAGUUUUGCAGACAGGGGACCAGAAAUUAUUACGACUGACCAAAAGACAUCAGCAUCUGAAAGUCGUGCAACUGAUAGUUCUGACGAUGACGCCUCUACAUCUAGACUAAAGUUAAAGUACAUUAUCACUUAG